AUGAAUUUUUCUGAAGAUUUUAAAUCACAGUUACAAAAACUGUUGGAAGAAUUUGCUCGGCAACUAAUUGAAAAUAUUUUUAAUGAAAUUGAAACGAAACUAAAUCAACAAAUCAACAGUUUAAACGGACAAAACUGCUACAGCAACAUCAGUACUAAACCAGUUGAUUUGAGUGUGAAACAAACAUUAAACAGCUUUGCAAAAGUUUCAAACGAAACGACACAAUUACGGCAAUUUGAAAAAGGCGGUGCAACUUGUGAAAAUGAUUCUUCAUCAACACCAAAAAGUUUUUCCAAAUCAAGUGAUUUAGUUGCCAAAACGACCCAACAACUGAAAGCACUUUUAGCCAACUGUGUCAGUGCUGAAAACCAACCACCUUCAAUCACUAACGCAACAACAACCGUUUCAUUAAAUGUGCCAACAAACAGUAAUUUGACUGUAAACAUUUUAAAUAAAAACAAAUCCAGCCAAGUGUCAUCUUCAUCUUCUGAAGUGGUUAUCACCAAAACACCAGUUGCUUUUGAUGAUAACUCCCAACAAUCAAUUAGACAACAAAAAGAAAACGCAAAACCUAAUUCAAAAUUAGCAACCAUUGUAGAAAAUGACACUACAACAAAUGUGGCUGAAAAUUUAAACAACGAAACUGAUAGCUCUACGAAUAUCAGUAUCCCACCAGUUAAAAAACAAAAGUUAACUACUGAAUCCAAUUUAACGAAUGAAACUGCCUCAGCUGUUUCUCUACUUUCACAUAGUUUAACACCUGAAUUUGUUUUUAACGAAACACAAGCAGUAAACUCAACUGAACAAAUAAUUACUUUUGACCAAACAACCGAAUUACCAAAAG
This is a messenger RNA of Rhagoletis zephyria (snowberry fruit fly), 844 nucleotides long. The record is from RefSeq and is a predicted model, not a curated record. NCBI's taxonomy places the organism in Eukaryota, Metazoa, Arthropoda, Insecta, Diptera, Tephritidae.